Astrephomene gubernaculifera is the source of this 1798-nucleotide messenger RNA. The record is from the annotation of a GenBank genome assembly. Lineage: Eukaryota; Viridiplantae; Chlorophyta; Chlorophyceae; Chlamydomonadales; Astrephomenaceae.
AUAGAACCUGCCGAUGCAGCAUCUAACUGUGCAUAGGUUUCCUACACGCAUAGGCUAGCAGAGUAGUACGUAAGAGCAGCAUCUGGUCUUUGGGGCGGCCAGCUUAGGCCGUUCCAACACAUACGCGAUCUUUAGGAUUACUUAGAUAGCUUCUUGGUGGUUACCAUGAACCGCCUGACGAAGCAGCAAAAAGACAAGAUUACCCAGUUCAGGAGCAUUACUGGCAGCAGUGAGAAACUAGCAAAUGACUGCCUAAAGAGCACGGGAUGGGGCGUAGAGCAGGCAAUUGACUACUUUUAUACAUCGGGUUUGGCAAACCAGACAUCCUCAUCCGGCGGCCUUGACCUCCGAGCCAUCGAGGCGUUAUACCAGCAAUAUAAAGAACCCGGCGAGGAGCUGAUCUCAGUAGAUGGCAUCACCCGCUUCUGCUCGGACCUGGAGGUCGACCCCACCGACAUUGUGGUGCUGGUCAUCAGCUGCUACAUGGGCGCCGCGGUGAUGUGCGAGUACAGCAAGGAGGAGUUCACGGGGGGGCUGGUGAAGCUGGGGGUGGACAGCGUGGAGAAGCUGAAGGGGCGGCUGCCGGAGCUGCGGGCGGAGCUGCGCGGGGAGGGCAGGUUCCGGGAGGUGUACAACUUCGCAUACAAUUUCUCUAGAGAGAAGGGCCAGAAGUGCGUGCAGCUGGACACCGCAGUGGCCAUGUGGCAGCUGCUGCUGGCCUCCCCCUCCGUCCCGGAGCAGCGCUGGCCCCUCAUCGACGACUGGUGCGACUUCCUGACGCAGCACCACAACCGCGCCAUCAGCCGAGACACGUGGGUGCAGCUGCUGGACUUUAUCAAGUCCGUCAAGCCCGACUUCUCCAACUUUGACGAGAACAGCGCCUGGCCCUACCUGCUGGACGAGUUCGUAGACCACAUGAAAACGAAACGCGGGCAGCAAUGAUGCACACGCGGGAGGACAGCUGCGUUCUGGUGUAUGCUGAUUGCCUUGGGUGGGUCUGCUUGCUAGAAGGGAUAAGCCAUGCGCAAGGGGCGGCGGGCUUUCGAGUUUGGCGGGGAGCCGGCGAGUGUACGGCGCUGAUUCGCAGAUGACAAGGCUUGACACAGAAUGACGGAUAAUCGCGGGAUCAGGUCCGGAGCUACCGAUGACUUGUCCAUGCAGGUGUGGGGGUUGUGUUGGGACGGGUGCAUGCCGGCAUGCGGCGGCUGGGUACCUAGCGCGGCUGUGAACCCUAGCGCUUCCGAGGGUAUGCGGCGGUGAAGGGGGUGGCAGUUGGGACCAAUUAGCGUACACUGUACACUUUCGGGUGCUUUGGCGCGGCUGCGGAGUCAAGUUAGUGCGGGUUUCCUGUCCAGAAGUCUGAGACGGAGGGGCCGAGGCUGUGACGACAGUGUGAGGAUGAGAGAAGAUGUGUGAAGGAGGUUGUGACACUGGUACCAGGGGCAUGGAGGCUUGGGCAGAGCAAGCUCAAGGACAAAAUACCUAACCAAACCUGGGCAGAAGGAGGGCGGCAGCAGAGAUGCUGCGACAGCCACUUGGCAGCGUUACAAACCUGUUGUACACCCUGGGUACACCCGUGUGUUUUGUGUUUUGCACUGCAAGACCCUAGUGACGCGAAACGUCCGACGUAGCAUGUGAGAGGGUGUGUCCUGAGCAGAAGGAGCGUGGAGCCUGGUGGAGCUGAAGAAAAGUGGGCGGAUCACCAAGGAGGCUGUUGCUGCUGUACAUGCUGCUGCAGUGCGCGCGUCUGUGGGCGGACCUCGCCCUUGCCAUGAUUUAGGUAAAUUCCAAAGGCGAC